This is a messenger RNA of Colletotrichum gloeosporioides, 1221 nucleotides long. RefSeq lists its product as uncharacterized. The coding region runs from base 1 to 1221 and encodes 406 amino acids. Lineage: Eukaryota; Fungi; Ascomycota; Sordariomycetes; Glomerellales; Glomerellaceae. The record is from RefSeq and is a predicted model, not a curated record. The transcript is spliced from 3 exons.
AUGCGGAUAGUCACGAUAAUUCAAGCCUUGAGCUUCUCGUUAGCUCUGGCGUCACCUUUGCCCCAAGACAGCGGACCUGACAAAACGUGCAAAACUGAGCCAUUGACUGCCAAUACAUGGAAGACGCUACGCAUCGAUAAAUGGUUUGAGGACUAUGCAUUCAACAUGACCCAAGGAAAGUCCAACAACGUGCAGCUGUUUUCUUCAAACUUCGGUGCACCCAACUUCUUUUGUGGGUUGGAUUCUUUUUGCAACGCGGGCCAACCAUGCCUGCCCGUUCCGUUUCCUGCUUGGUACGUCUUAGUAGCCAUGCAAAACUGGAAUAGCUACAUGAACUCCGUGAACACGGCCAUCAUUUUCGCCUCGAGCAUCAUGUCGAUGGUUCUUCCCGAGAUUGUUACCGACUUCUACCCAAAGCCUCAGGACAACGUCACCCCUCUGAAGGACGCAUUUAGAAUGUUCAAUACGGUGUUGGGGGUUGUGCCUCUGACUGGAGCUAUAAGUACCGCAGGUUCUUCGGUUAGAGGGGGAUUGAACUUCAUCAACACCCAACUGAAAGUCCCCAGUGGAACAGAUCAAUUCCUCGCAUGGACGCAAAUCAGCAGUACCAUGGCGACGGUUGUACAAACAUAUCAGAAAGCAGUUUCGCAGGCUGUCCAAACAAGUCUGGACGCAAACCUCUUGCAAUCUGUGGGCGGCAUGUACAGCAACCUCUACGAAGGCCAAUUCUUGGGGGUGCAUCAGAACUUCACCCAGAACGACAUCCAAGAGAGAGUCAUUGACACCUUCAAGAUCCGCGCGGUUGCUCUUGCACUUCAAGCUCAAAGGAUGUUCAUUUAUCGCUUUAAAGGACGACCGUCAUGCGCGGAGUACGGAAACGCCGGCAUGUGCGUUCAAGAGGGCUCAACGUGGACUGGCUACAGCCUUUUACAGCUGGACCGCCAAGACAAUGGCGUUAUGCAGAACGGGGCUGUUGACACACUCAUCAGCAAGUACGGAUUGACCCAAGAAGAGAUCCUUAUUGGCCCGACCAAGUGCUACGAUGCCAACGGCCAAAAGCAACUUACGGACAGCUUUGGCGAAACUCUUCCUCUUGAUCCUAAGGCCGAGUGUCUUUUCAUGGUUCCGACAUGUGACGGCUGGCUGGAUGCAGCUGGGAUUUCUCACCCAGAGGCCGAUGGAUACCGUGACAGAUGUGGCAAUCAGGGCGUCCCGCUGUAA